Rotaria socialis is the source of this 876-nucleotide messenger RNA. The record is from the annotation of a GenBank genome assembly. Lineage: Eukaryota; Metazoa; Rotifera; Eurotatoria; Philodinida; Philodinidae.
AUGUCUCCAGUAAUGGAUGAUUUAAUUAACUUAAAGUGUUUCUCAUUAACAAAUUAUAAUUACACUUAUGAGUAUGAAUAUGAUGAUUUAGUUGUGCCACUUCUUCGUCGUAUGACAUAUCUUGAAAAGUUAACUUUGUGUCUUCGUAUUCAAAAGGUUGGCCGAUUCGUCAGUGGUGCAAGUCUAUCUAUUGAUGAUGCACAUCUUCAUAAUGAAAUUCUUGUUCAUAUGCCUCAACUUCAUACAUUCAAAUUUUAUAUUAGUACAGAAACUAACGCUAUUUAUUCAAAUCUUCGUUUUUCCAAUGAUGAUAUUCAACAAACAUUUAUAAAUAUGAAAUAUGGACAAACAGCUUGUAUCAUGGAUUAUUAUGGUGCGUGUGGAACUUUAUGUCAUGUUUAUUCGCUUCCAUUCACAUUUACUCAUUUGCACAAAAUUACGACUCACUUUCCAUUUAUUGUAUUUGAUACUGUAACUAACUUAUUUGUGUAUGAUAUUUUUCCAUUCGAACAUGAAUUCUUCAUGCGAAUUAAUCAAACUUUUCCGUUACUCAAAUGUUUCACUAUAGAGAAUGAUCGGAGGGAGCAUUGGAAUUAUGAUGAUAAUCCAUCAUAUUCAAUUAUUGAAUCUACUCAUCUAACAUCCCUUGAAAUCACACAUGCGGGUCAAUAUUAUGUUGAACAAUUUUUGGUUAAAACGAAUACACUUCUACCUCGUCUAACUCGCUUAAAAGUCGAAUACAACGACUUGAAAACUAUAGCAACCAAUUUUACAAGAGAAGAAACGCGCCAUAAUUGUUCUAAGGUGAAGCAAUUAAUUGUCGAAGAGUUAAUCGUUUUUUCAAAAUAUGUUUAUCAAUAUUUUCCUUCAUUGUAA